Messenger RNA from Mizuhopecten yessoensis (Yesso scallop), 8164 nucleotides. Its product is annotated as kinesin-like protein unc-104. The record is from RefSeq and is a predicted model, not a curated record. Bases 522 to 5987 code for a protein of 1821 amino acids. Gene Ontology annotation, molecular function: plus-end-directed microtubule motor activity; ATP binding; ATP hydrolysis activity. Gene Ontology annotation, cellular component: microtubule; kinesin complex. Lineage: Eukaryota; Metazoa; Mollusca; Bivalvia; Pectinida; Pectinidae. Gene Ontology annotation, biological process: microtubule-based movement; cytoskeleton-dependent intracellular transport; vesicle-mediated transport. The transcript has 46 exons.
UCAUCGUGUUUGCCACCAUUGUUGGUUAAUCUAAUGAUGUUCUUAAUGGGUACGUCUUUCCACACCAAGUAAUCAAAUAGUACUAUACACCUAAAAUGAGGGUGUCAUCAUGUGAAAUUUUGUUUGCAAAAAUGGAUUUCGUUUCCAAUUGAUCUUCUGUUUUCCCUGAGUGCACCCCAUCUGAUUGGAAGUGCAUUACAUAUUCAUUAGACAUAGCUUAGCUCUUCCUGGUGUGCUUCAGACUGUCCACAAAAAGUGGCUUACGCUCAAGUUGGAUUUACAGACACCCGCUAAGCAACAAGAUGGAGUUGUGAGAGGGAGGAGUGGAAAUCAGGCGGAAGAUUUCUUGUCGGAUUCCAGCAUCCGAAUCGGACCUUCCCAGGAUACCUACAAUAACAAGCCGCCAUACCAAAAUGGAUCAUAUACCAAAUGUACAUCUGUAGAUUCUCAUCAUAAGGAGCUUAGGCACUAAAUCCUCUUGAAUAUUCCUAAAGUUUAAACAGGAGACACCAAAAAGGAAGAUGUCGUCUGUAAAGGUAGCUGUGCGUGUACGUCCAUUUAAUGGGCGAGAGAAGGCCCAUAACUCCGUCGCCAUCAUUCAGAUGUCCGGGAAAAGCACAACCAUAACCAACCCUAAAGCUGGACCCAAAGACAUAAACUUGAAGACGUAUGAGUUUGAUUAUUCUUACUGGUCUCAUACCACACCUGAAGACCCACAUUUUGCCUCCCAGCGGGAAGUCUAUGAGGAUAUUGGGCUAGAAAUGCUUGACCAUGCCUUCGAGGGCUACAACGUGUGUAUCUUUGCUUAUGGACAGACCGGUUCAGGCAAAAGUUACACAAUGAUGGGAAAGAAUGAGCCAGGACAACAGGGAAUAAUUCCACAGUUAUGUGAAGAUCUGUUUGUAAGAAUAAAAGACAGAAGCUCUGCUAUGACAAAUUACUCCUGUGAGGUAAGCUAUAUGGAGAUUUACUGCGAACGUGUGCGUGAUUUAUUAAACCCUGGCAACAAGAAUGCCCUGAGGGUGAGAGAACAUCCCCUCCUGGGCCCCUAUGUGGAGGACCUCUCCAAACUGGCCGUCCAGUCCUUCAAGGACAUCAGCAACCUCAUUGAUGAGGGAAACAAAGCCAGAACUGUGGCUGCCACUAACAUGAAUGAGACGAGCAGUCGGUCCCACGCUGUGUUUACCAUUAUCUUCACACAGAGGAAGAAAGACGCGGCCACUAAAAUGACGGGAGAAAAGGUCAGUAAGAUAAGCUUGGUUGAUUUGGCGGGAAGUGAACGAGCAGACUCGACCGGAGCCACUGGGACACGUUUAAAGGAGGGUGCAAACAUCAACAAGUCUCUUACCACCCUCGGCAAAGUCAUAUCGGCCCUCGCCGAUUGUAGUGCUCUAGAAAGUUUUGGGAAAGCAAGUAAAAAGAAGAAAAAGGAGAAUUUCAUUCCGUACCGAGAUUCUGUUCUUACCUGGCUCCUCAGAGAAAAUCUUGGUGGGAACUCUAAGACCGCCAUGGUAGCUGCCCUGAGUCCUGCCGACAUCAACUACGAUGAAACUCUCAGUACUUUGAGGUAUGCUGACCGAGCCAAGCAAAUUGUAUGUAAGGCAGUGGUCAAUGAAGACCCCAAUGCCAGAAUUAUCCGGGAACUCAAAGAGGAGGUGGCCAAACUGCGCGAAAUUCUUGUCCAAGAGGGGAUAGAGCUUGGGGCAGGACUUCACGGUCUUCCUAUCGCCCCUAAGCCACCGUUAGGGUCACGAUCAAGGAAGAGCUCUGUGGCCAUAGAAGGGGGAGAGGAUGCUAUGGAGAGGCUUCAGAUGUCGGAGAAACUAAUAGCAGAACUCAACGAGUCGUGGGAGGAAAAACUCAGAAAAACAGAGACAAUUCGGAAAGAAAGGGAGGCGGUCCUGGCAGAAAUGGGUGUGGCUCUGCGUGAGGACGGCGGAACAAUCGGAGUGUUCUCCCCUAAAAAGUCGCCCCACUUGGUGAACCUGAAUGAAGACCCGCUGAUGUCCGAGUGUCUGAUCUACUACAUCAAGGCGGGACUAAGGACAAUGGUUGGCCAUGGAAAAUCUUCCAAACAACAUGACAUUCAACUCAGUGGUUCUCACAUCCUGGAGGAACACUGUUAUUUCUCCUGUGAGGAUGAAAAAGUCACCCUAACUCCCACCAAGGAAGCAAUGUGUUAUGUCAAUGGGCGCCAGGUUACAGAGCCAACCGAGCUGAAGACGGGAGCUCGCGUCAUUCUCGGCAAACACCAUGUGUUCCGGUUCAACCAUCCUAUACAAGCCAGAAGAAGUCGAGCAUAUUUACUGGAUGAAAACCCACCUGACAAUCCCAGUACGGAACCUGUGGAUUGGACGUUUGCCCAGCUGGAGCUUUUGGAAAAACAGGGCAUAGAUCUGAGGACAGAAAUGGAGCAAAGGCUGUGUGUUUUGGAGGAACAGUAUAAGAAAGAGAAGGAGGAAGCCGACCAGCUGUUUGAGCAGCAGAGGAAGGACUACGAGAUCCGUAUCCAGUCCCUCCAGGAACAGGUGGAGCGCCACUCCAUGAUCUCCAGCUUCGCCAACGUGGAAGAUCUGCUCUCGGAGGAGGCGUAUGUACAAGAAUGGACUUGGACAGACCGAGAAAGGGAGUUGGCAGCCUGGGCCUUCAGAAAGUGGAAAUAUCACCAAUUCACAUCUCUCAGGGAUGACUUGUGGGGCAAUGCUAUCUUCCUUAAGGAGGCCAAUGCAAUAAGUGUGGAGCUCAACAAGAAGGUCCAGUUCCAGUUUGUGUUGUUGACCGACACCUUGUACUCACCUUUGCCCCCUGACAUCCUGUCCUCAGAUGACCGUGACCUUGAACGCCCGUUUCCAAGGACGAUCGUUGCCGUGGAAGUCCAGGACACCAAGAACGGAGCAACACACUACUGGAGCCUUGACAAACUUAGACAUCGCUUGGAGCUCAUGCGUGACAUUUAUAACGACGACUUAUCACCCGACACCCCUGAGGCCAAACAGGAUUUCCUCCAAUGUCUGGUCGGCUGUGGUCCGCACCAAAACUACUUUAACUUCAUUAACUUAAUCCCAUCCAGACAGAGGCUUGAGUUGAUGCGGGAAAUGUACCAUAAUGAGGCUGAGUUGUCGCCCACAUCACCUGAGCCUAACCUGGACAGUAUGACAGGUGGUGAUCCAUUCUAUGACAGAUUCCCAUGGUUUAGACUUGUCGGCAGGGCAUUUGUGUAUUUGAGUAACCUAUAUUACCCAGUCCCCCUUGUCCACAAAGUGACCAUCGUCAGUGAAAAGGGAGAGGUCAAGGGGUCACUCCGAGUGGCAGUCCAGGCUAUCACAGACAAAGAGGAAACUCCGGACUACACUCCAGGAAUUAAGCAGUCUGGAAACGCCAAAAUAACAUUCAAUGACAAGGACUACUACCAAAUAAAACAAAAACACUUGCCAGACAAGACAAGCCAGCUUCGAGCAAGAAUGUCCCCCCAGGGGGCGCCCUCAAUGGAGGAGCUGAGAUACGUAGAGGGUGAGGGAACCACUCCUGACAACUGUUAUGCCAUGGAUGAAGCGUAUCGUUGUUAUGAAGACACUACAAAUCAGGUAGACCGAUUCCCGGAGAUUGAAGAACGGGAACUUCCCAAACAUCUCAAGAUCGGGAGUCAGUUCAUGUUCCGGGUCACCAUUCUGGAAGCCUCCGGGAUCUGUCCUGAAUACGCUGAUAUCUUCUGCCAGUUCAAUUUCUUACACCGCCAUGAUGAAGCUUUCUCCACGGAGCCACUGAAAAAUUCUGGCAAGAGUCAUCCCCUGGGGUUCUACCAUGUACAGAAUUUUACCGUGAAUGUGACAAAGUCCUUCAUUGACCACAUCAAGUCCCAGCCACUAGUGUUUGAAGUGUUUGGACAUUACCAACAACAUCCACUACAUGACCAGGCAAGGGACACAGUUUCUUACAGUUCCAGGCCACCACCUCGACGUAGUUUCCCGCCAUUGAUUCCCGUUUCCAAACCGGUUCCCUCCCCCAAGUUUGGUAUAAUCACCCCUCCAAGAUCUGAUAAGAAGUCUGGCACAAAGCAGGAUUUAUUGAUAGAUGUUACUAAGUUUACAAGUCCAGGGUUCUAUGACUCAGGUCGAAGUCCAGACAUCGAAGUAGCUCCCAUGACACCUUACAUACUUGGUAGCCAUGUCCACUCCCUGUACGACCUCCUCGUCUGGUUUGAGAUUUGUGAGCUGGCACCCAAUGGAGAGUAUGUGCCGGCUGUAGUGGAUCACAGCGAUGACCAGCCAUGCAUGGGGACGUACAUGUUACACCAGGGUAUUCAGCGUCGAAUCGCCAUCACUAUCAUGCAGGACCAGAGUCCAGAGACGGACCUGAUCUGGAAAGACGUCAAGGAACUGGUUGUUGGACGUAUCCGCACUACACCUGAGUACAGAGACUCCGACAUGGAGACCACAGUACUGUCUCUAAGUCUGUUCCCUGCCUCCUACAUACAGUACCCUGGAGACGACGGAAUAUAUUUCCGCUUUGAGGCAGCCUGGGAUAGCUCCCUCCACAACUCCAAUCUUCUCAACCGCAUGACGUCAUCGGGAGAACGUGUGUACAUGACGUUGUCGGCGUAUAUUGAGGUGGAGAACUGUGAUCAGCCCGCCUGUAUCACCAAGGAUCUGUGUGUUAUUGUUCACUCAAGGGACACCAAGAUAUCCACGUCAAGUGCUCGUUUCAGGACACUGAGGAACCUGUUUGGCGGGUCAAAGAACCAGGACAGUAACCGGGUGAGCGGUAUCUACGAGUUGUACCUGCGACGGGCCUCCGAUUCAGGUAGUCCAGGUGUACAGCGACGUCAGCGCCGUGUCCUCGAUACGUCCUCGACAUACGUCAGGGGCGAGGAGAACCUGAACGGCUGGCGUCCCCGUGGGGACUCGCUCAUCUUCGACCACCAGUGGGAGCUGGAGAAGCUCACCCGUCUUGAACUUGUGGAAAAGUCACGCCACGUGUUGUUACUGCGUGAAAAACUUGCGGAACAAAACAAAACUCACGAGCUGAGUAAACUGGACAAGGAGGCAUCCAACAAGUCCGCUAAGGCGAGGCAGCAGGAGGAGACCAAGUCUGACGAAAAGAUACAGCCACCGAGCCCAGACAAGGUCGACAACACGACAGACGAGAAACUCAUCGAGAAAUGGGAAAAGGUUGACGAAAGUGAAAAGGGCAAAAAGCUCAGCAAACGGGAGGCUAUAUUCAAUUUUGAAACCAACGGGGAUCCUGAAAAGGAGCUGAUGGCCAAAUGUCUUCGACUGUUGAUCCACGGACGGGUUCCAUUGUCUCCACCCCCAAUUAAGACACCGACUGUGAUGCUAGAUUCUGUAGCCAGUACAAACACAAAUACGUCGGAGGAGAGCGACGGUGUGACUGAUUCCAUGACCACCAGCAUGUCUACAUCGUCUGCCUCCGAAAUGUUCAGUAAACAAUCCACAAACAACAACUCUAUCCAAUUGUCAAAAUCCUGUGAAAGUCUGUCUACAAACUCGAACACCACAAACUCAAACACCUCCCAGGAGUCCUCAGCAGACAGGAAGUUAUCACUGCCAAUCAAAUCAAUGAAUCUGAACCUAGACAGUGACAUUUACAUUCCACAUAUUGAGGAGGUGCGCGUCAGCCCUGUCGUUUCCAGGAAGGGCUACCUCAACUUCCUGGAGGAAAAGCACAGUGGCUGGGUCAAACGCUGGGUGGUGGUGAGACGUCCAUAUGUGUACAUUUACAAUUCUGAGAAGGAUCCAGUGGAGCGAGGAAUCAUCAAUUUGGCCACAUCUCAGAUAGAUUACAGUGAGGACCAACAAGCUCUGCUGAAGGCCCGUAACACAUUCUCUGUACUGACCAAGUACCGCGGGUUCCUGAUGCAGACCCUUGACGAGAAGGACUUCCAUGACUGGCUGUAUGCUAUAAACCCACUUCUGGCUGGCCAGAUAAGGUCUACGCUGUCACGCCGUAAGCAGCCGGUACAGAUAUGAGUUAUCUUGUAAACAGAUGGAUGAGAGCACGUGAUGUGAGGAUUGAGAGAAUGAUCUGGCAGCCAACAGCUGCACAUUUAUAGUGAUUGAUGAAAUAUUCCACAUGUCUUCUCCAAAAUUCAGAAAAGCGAAAAAUAUGUUCAACAAAAUGCAUUAACGCUAGAUUUUGGAACAAUGUUAAAUUGGUUUUGGAAUAUUUUGACUGACAAAUUCUACUUGAAGCUGAUUUAGAAUAUUUACUUUUUUUUUUGUUAAAUAAAAGAAAUAAGAAAAUCAACCAAUCACAUGAAUGGAUGUAUAUAGCCAAUGAGAGAGCUUGUUAUAUAAACUCUGUAUAAUUCAUCAAAUGAAUAGAUACUAGUUAUAGAUUUGUCAUUUUCAUUUACCCAUCAUGCAAAGUGAUUAUAUUGUGAGACUAUGUGAUCCUGUAUGUAUAUUCAAAAAAUUCAACAGUGUACGUUAUUUUGUGUGGAGUUUUCUCCCCUUUUGCAAAAUGGAGAAUGCAUUUUAUCAUAAGCUCAUACAGAUCCUGACCUACCUAACUCAGAUAUUGAGCUUUAAGUAGUGCAAUAUACAGAGAUGAGGCUUAAAAAAAUAUUCCAUGAGCUUUGCCGUCAUGUGUUGUGGUGAAUCGUUAUAAGCACAUUAAAUGUGAUUAUUUGUAGCCGUGUGCGUCAUCAUGUAAACCUGACUAUACCUUAAUCUCGCAGUAGACUCGUUAUCAUAGUGCUGUAUGUGUUGAAAUAUUAUCUCAUGUACAUACUUUAUCGAUAAAAAAACUGAAAAUAGGUCACAUCUAGAGCCACAGUUGAACAUUUUCAGGCUACAAUUGGGAGUUUUGAAGGAAUCUGGUAAUGUGCUUUUGUUAUUCAUUGAUGCUAUGAAGCAGGAAGUAAAUAAGUAAUAUGAUAAAUAAUAAGUAAAUAAGAAAAAGUAAUAUUGCUGUUUAUCGUUAACUGUUUAUCAUUAAGGUAGAAAUUUUUUGGUAAAAACUAAUUUUACAUAAUAUUCAUUUGAAAAUAUCCUAUGUUUGAGUUAUUAGAAUGUACUUAAAGUAAGUUAACAGUGCUAGAAAGAGGGACAGAUUUUCUCCUGAAUGGCAAACAAAUAUCAGUAUAUUGAGAAUGGAACAUUUGGAUUUAGAAGACCCCGGGUAGCAAGUACAUGUCAAAAUGUUAAUAAUUGAAUUCACACCAAUUACUUAUAUUUUGUUUCAAUCUCGAUAAAUACAUCGGACCUACAUAUGAAGUACAGCGUAUGUGCCAAAUAUGAUAUUAAACAAGAAUAAGUGUUUUUUAUGUCAAAGAUUCUGUGUUAACGGCAACCAGGCACACAGCGACGUCGGUAGUGAAAUUGGAAUAUACAUAUAUAUAUAUAUAUAUCAUAUCAGAGGUAUAGUGUUUUAAAGAAACAGUUGAUAAAACAGUUAACGGUUCAUUAGGUACAACAAUAUUGUCUAGUGACUUCCUUUACAAACAGCUGUUUGCCAUAUCGUACAGGCAGUGGGGAGGUAUAAGAUUAAACAUUCCUUGUCAAUUUUAAUCCAGUUUUGUGAAAAUAUUUAUUCCAACUUUGAUAAUACAAGCUCAGUUGUCUCCAAUGUCCUGUGAAUAUCAAAGUAAUUGUUUGAUUUAAAUCUAUUGGUAUAUAUUUUCGAACAGAUUUAUCAGAUAUAAUGUUCAACUGGAGGAGUUGCCAUGGUUAAAUUCAAUGCAACACAAGUUUUACUGUUUACGUAAAUCUUUGUUUAAUCAAUUAUAAACAAAAUUUAUUUGAGUAUCUAGAAAAAAAAUGUUUGUUUUAAAGUUCUUUCAUGGCAAUUAAAAUUCAUCAAAAAGGUAAAAAUACAUUUGAGCUGAAUUUCGUAAUACCCUGAAAUAAUGUACCGGUAAUAUAUAUAGCAUUUUUAGGCUUAAGGUCAACACAUGGAAGGGUUACUAGUAUUUGGAUGCUGGGGGCUUUGGAAGUUAACUAAGGGAGAUAACACCAUAAAAAAAUACUGACAAAAUACUUCUAAGAUUCCUGCCGGCUGAGAAGAUAAACUACUGCAUUUUUCACAUGAACUUUAAUGGAAUAUACUUGUAUAUCUUUCAACUGAAAGUUAUAAGGUUUAUUUCUCGAUCUCUUUAGAGUUAUCAAAUACAUUAUAACCAUGUGAUAGAUUAUGUAGAUAUAUA